Polyodon spathula (Mississippi paddlefish) is the source of this 4533-nucleotide messenger RNA. RefSeq lists its product as uncharacterized. The coding region runs from base 487 to 2982 and encodes 831 amino acids. Lineage: Eukaryota; Metazoa; Chordata; Actinopteri; Acipenseriformes; Polyodontidae. The record is from RefSeq and is a predicted model, not a curated record. The transcript is spliced from 11 exons.
CCUUCACUUUUACCAGCAUGCUCUAAUAUAGGCAUGCAUAACUAUUUAACAAAUGUCUUACGAAAAAAAAAAAAAGAUUUUAUUUGGAUAAUUGACAUUAAAAUGUGUUUGACAUGGGUUUUAGGUCACAAACAAAUCUGGUCGUUUUAACGUAGACCCAAUAAACAUUACCUUUCACCAAACCGCCACAGUUUACAUUUCUAUUGCUGAUUUGCAUAUAUUAUUUUUUUUCACUUCUGCGUAAAAUGUAACAAAACACUAUCGAAAAAAAAGAUCUUAUCCUCACCUUUCACAUUUCAGACACGGAAACUGUGCAUUGUGCGCUGUGCAUACAUGCUUUGCAAACCAAAACCAGUUGAACUUAACUCGAGCUGAGAAAAAACUGUUGAUUGAGCGAUUGAUGGCCCAGUUUGAUUGGGGUAAUUUUAAAAUAUAUCAUUUACCCUCUGUCGCACGUCACAGUGAGUUGAGGUCGUUUUUCUCAACAUGUCGGGCAACAUUUGGACUUCAGUGUUUUGUUGUCAACACCACAAAGACAAAGAUGUGUCGGAGGAGACAGCCGGUGUUCAAACUCGGUCCGAACAGGACAAAAACAAACGAACACUUUCAAUGGACGCUAAGGGCAAGAGCGAGGCUGUUGUUAGUCAAGUAACGGGGGCACACGUAAACGCUGGCUACCUGUCUCCCGAAGGAAUCAACAUGUUUGAACAGAAGGAAACACAGUCUGUAUCACAGAGUACCGAUGUUGAAUCGGUGUACCAAAGUCGAAUUGCAGGUUUACAGGAGAAGUUGAGUUUUGCUGAAGCAAGAAAUAAAGAACUCUCCAUGCAUGUGGAUGGACUCCAACAUCUACUCAAUUCUUCUUUGAGGGAGACUGGGAACAGCUUGUCAAUAGCGGGGAUGGGAGAGGUGUCUCUGAGCGAGUCUGUGAGUGAGUCGGUGAAGCAGCAGUUUGAGACUGUGGAGAGGGAGAAGGAGGAACUGAAGAUGAGAGUGAGGCAGGCCAACGAGAGCGUCCGAGAUCUCAAACACGAAAUUGCUGUUUUACAGAAGAGGCUGCAGAGUGCAGAGAACCCCCACCCUCUUUCGUCUCACUCCCCCUCUCCUCGGCCCCCAACCCCACCUCCUCCUCCUCCCCCUUCACAGCCUGUCAACCCCCUCAGGUCUUUAUUUGUACUAAUUCAGAAGAGAAAAGAGACUAAAGCAAAGGACUCCAUGGAGUAUUUCGAAGAGCCAGUGGAGUUGAGAAGUGUUUCAUCAGGGAGUCACACUGGUGAAUCCUUCAGCUCGGCCUCCCCUCAACAAGCUCCGGGCAUGACCGAAAUGCUGAACAUGAUAAAGCAUGGAGUUUCAUUGAAGCAUGUGCCUUCCUUUCAUAAGGAGCACUCCAAAGACGAGCAGCUGGGCUCAGGGCGGAGUUUGAAUCUCGCUGGAGAAGGUGUGGAGCCUGAACUGGAAGGGAUCCUGAAGAGGAGAAAGCAGAGUACAGACAAUUAUAUUUCAGAUGGCUCGCUGGACUCUUUGGAUAUGGAUUCAAUGGGACGCUCAAGUCACAAGCCAGUGGAGUCUGUGGCAAUUACAGCUAUAAAGAGAAGCCCUGGCAAAGGCAAUCUAGGCUUCCUCUGCAGGAGAUCUGGGGAGGACCAGGCAGAGGGGAGCCCAGUCAGUAAAUCUGCAGAAGAUUUUGAUGAUGCUAGAAGAGCUAGUGCUGGGGAUGAGGGCAGUGCCAGCACCAUUAUCCCAGUCACAUUUCCAUUGGAUGUCAGUGAUGAUGGCUCCCCUGCUAAAUACACAGCCAGAAUCAUUCAGGGACAGCCUGAAAAAAUGCUUCCAACAGAAGAGAAAGGUCCAGAGGUUCACAUGGAUGAUGAGAUCCUUGGGGCCAUCCUCACUGAUCUGAUGACAACCUUGUGGAAUCAAGACUCCAUGGAACUUCAAGGAGAUGGUGUGGCCCAAGAGGAUGCCCAUCUGGAUAAGAAGGGAACCCCCAAAACCAUUGAGUAUCUACCCGAUGAAGUUUUGGGUUCUCCAAGUAGAGAUUGGCAGCAAGAGGACGAUAACUGUGACACAUCUAAGGAGUUGGAGACUGAACCUGUAAUCAAAACCGGUUCCAAAUUAGUAGUGGAGCAAGUGGCGGUACUUGCAGAUGAUCAAAGCCCAACGGUUGACCACGAAAAAGAUGGGUUUCAAAAUCCAAAUUCAAACCAAGUUGAGUUGAAUCCACAACAAGAUGACCAGGGAGUUGAGAAAGCCAAUGAGGUGGACCUAGAGAAUGAACCUUCUUUUAAGAUUGAUUGCUUUUCCAAAAUGACAGCAGAACAAGGUGCGGUCCUUGCAAGUGAAGGGUCUCUGAACCAAGUAGAGAAUGAACGACAAGGGGACGACCCACUUGAGAGUUAUCAAGAAGUUCGCCUGACUGAAACCUAUUCUAAUAUGAAGCUGGGGCAAUCAAAGAUACAAAAUGACCAAAGCCUAAAAGAUAACGAGGGUGACCAAAAUCCAGCUUCGAAUCAAGAUAAGAUGGAACCAGUUGUUGCUGCAGAUGUCCUAGUUCAUGGGGACAGCACUACUCAAUCAUCGAUGGACGAGUUUGUCCUAGACAGUUUUGACUCCCAGUCUCAACCAGCACUCCUAAGCCCAAGACCACAUGCUCAAGGUCUUUGCUCAGCUGGCAGUACGGAUAUAAGGGAUCUGGAACAAGACUCUUCAGAAGAAAGCAAAACUGAGAACCAUGAACCACCUGUUGAAUUCCAGUGUAGAAAGCAAGCUGUUAAAAACCUUACAUUAGUUCUAGGAAAAGGAGAUUUAGGUCCACCCAUAUAUUCUAACCAGCUUCAAAGUGUCACUCUACAAGUGAAUAAUCAGAACUUGAUCAGUCUUGAAAGCCAAGAUAAGGACAUGGUGGAUAACACGAUUUCAUUCUCUGUUGACCAGGAUGUACCUAAAUGCAGUCCAACUGAUUCACAGAUCUUCUUUUGCUGAUCUCCGACUUUUUUUUUUAAUGUUUUUACAGCUUCACUGUUUUGUUUAGUAUUUCCCAAGAUCAGUCAUCCUACUUUUUUUUCUCCUCCUGUUUCAACAUGUAUAACAACUUGUAUGAUCUGGGCAUGGACAAGAUUUUUAGAUCUCUCUUUAUUCUUGCCACAGAUUUAAUAUAUUGCAUGUACACGCUGUACAACUUUUCACUGCAUUGGAAACUUUUGGUUUGUGUACACUUUUAGUAGAUGAUUAUUGUUAAAUGUUUUGAAUAAAUUUUUUUUUUUUUUUCAUACAAAAUUUGAAAUGACUUCCUCUAUGUUAAAGAGGUUGCUAAUGCCAUUUUUUAAAGGCUUGGCCUGUUUGACUGACUUUCACACUUUGCGUUGGACAAGCCCAAUUAUCCUCCCACUGUAGAUUAAAAUUUGUCUGCAACAAGUGUUAGGAUCCCACUUGUUACCACAUUUUAUGUGAAGUGGCUCUACCACAAUGUGGUAGCAGCUUCAAAGUACUAUUAACACUAAUGGCGGGCGGGGGGAGGGGUUACACAUAAACGGGGUGAGAAAUGUUAUACUUAGGAAUAUUAAAAAUAAAUAAAUAAAAACCUAUUUUAAGAUCUGAUUUGCGAUACCCAUUUUGCUGCCUGAGCUGUAACAGAGUUUGAAGAUAACAUUACAACCAGUAUUGGGACAAGUAUUCAGACAGUGCUGGAAGUGCAUUUAGUUUGUGCAAUUGUUGAUGUGUUUUUCAAGAAAUCUAAUUCACGCUUAGUCAGAAGUGGUUUUGACUUUAAAGUUUUGGAGGGUUCAUAAUUGGAACCUUGGCCGCAAAGGUACCCUACUUGAGUAAACAUAAAUACACAUAGAUAUCCAUCUCUCUAACUCAAAGUUGCUCAUUCUAUUAGUCGACUUUUAACAAUGCUUUUUCAAAACGAAGUGGAGAGACGAAGCUCCUUAUUGACUGGUUUCCAGUGAGCUUUUUGUCUCCGAGGUUCUCAGAUGGGUACACCUGUGAUUAACUUUCCAACUUCAAAGCAUCCUUGUCUGUUUCCCUGACAAGAGGAAAGCAACAGGAGGGCUACAGUGUUCUGUCUUCAGCCAGGUCUUGACUCUGUCCAUCAGCAACACAUCCCCGAUUUAUUUUCAGCUUGAUUUGAAAUGUACUCCAGCAAUACUAUUGUUUUAUUUAAAAAUAUAUGGAAUAAUGUACAUCCAGCUGUGGUCUGCAGUGCUUUGCAUUUACUUCUUCCUCCCCUACCAAUCAAAACUUAAAAGCAGUAGCAAGAGUCUGGAAGGGCUGCCGAAAGAUAGCCAAACUAUAAUACGCGCUAAUCUCAACCGUUUCAUUGUGUAAUAAGCUUUUAAAAUGAGUUGUCAUGACUAAAUACCCUGUAUUUAAUAGACACAGGGUGAAGGCAUACCCUGUAAAAGUGUGUGGGAGACAAGCCUCAAACUAUGAUCCCUUCAAAUUAUGCUUAGUGCUUGAAUCUGCCACUAGAUGUCACCCAAAUACCAUGCCAUUAAUUAAAUUACUUGAUAAAAUGUAACCUGUUUGUGU